Messenger RNA from Cannabis sativa, 1861 nucleotides. RefSeq names its product serine carboxypeptidase-like 45. Gene Ontology annotation, cellular component: vacuole. The record is from RefSeq and is a predicted model, not a curated record. Gene Ontology annotation, biological process: proteolysis. Gene Ontology annotation, molecular function: serine-type carboxypeptidase activity. The transcript has 10 exons. Lineage: Eukaryota; Viridiplantae; Streptophyta; Magnoliopsida; Rosales; Cannabaceae. The coding region runs from base 338 to 1726 and encodes 462 amino acids.
UUUAUUUGUCCUAACUUAGUGUAUGACCACAUAUGUCUAUCUCUCUGGGUUGAUCUUGACUCUACUGUUAUACAAUUAUAUUCACCUCACAAGUUACCAUUAUCACAUGUUACCACUAAAAUAAUCAUAUUUUCUAUAUAAUGAUAUUCCACAGAUCAGUCCAAAAAGAUAAAAGGCUGUAAUCGAGACAUUAUAAUAAUUAUAUACUAUUAACUUUGUCAUAUAUCUCAGAAUUCGAAAAAAAAGUCACACCCAACCCAAACUCUAUUCUCAAGGACUCAAAAAUCAACUUUUGAAGCUCUCAACUUUCAUUUUUCUUAUCUCUUUCAUUCACAUUAUGCAGCUCCAGCCAUUACUUGCUGUUCUCAAAAGCAUUGCACUAAUAAUUAUUAUACAAGAAAUUUUGUUGAAUGGAGACUCCAUAUCAGAGGCUGCUAAAAUCACUAGCUUUCCAGGGCAGCCACCAGUCAAUUUCCAGCAAUAUUCAGGCUAUAUAGCAGUGAGCAAAAACCCAAAAAGACAACUGUUUUACUACUUUGUUGAAGCUGAAGCCAACCCUGAUUCAAAGCCACUGGUUUUAUGGUUAAAUGGAGGGCCUGGUUGUUCAUCUAUUGGAGCUGGUGCAUUUUGUGAACAUGGACCCUUCAAACCAAGUGGAAAUUCACUUCUUAAGAAUGAUUAUAGCUGGAAUAAAGAGGCAAACAUGAUAUACUUGGACUCCCCUGCUGGAGUUGGUUUCUCCUACUCAGCUAACAAAUCUUUCUACACAGAAGUUAAUGAUGAGAAGACUGCUCAAGAUAAUCUUAUGUUCCUCAAAAGAUGGUUCAUCCAAUUCCCCAACUACAGAAACAGGGCAUUUUUCAUUACAGGAGAGAGUUAUGGAGGACACUAUGUUCCACAGCUUGCUCAACUCAUUGUCCAAUCAAAAGCCAGUAUUAAUCUAAAAGGAAUAGCAAUAGGCAAUCCACUUCUGGAAUUCAAUACAGAUUUUAACUCAAGGGCUGAGUUCAUUUGGUCUCAUGGAUUGAUUUCAGAUUCAAGUUAUGAAAUGGCCAAUUCAGUGUGUAACUAUUCAACAUACAGGAGACAAGUUCAAGUUGAUGGAAACCUCAGCCCUGUUUGUUCUCAAGUAUGGAGAAAAGUGUCAAACGAAAUGAGUAGACUCGUUGACUCAUAUGAUGUUACUCUUGAUGUCUGUUUGCCCCCAGUUUUUGCUCAAUCUGCCAUGCUUAAUAAACUGGAUGAAGCAGCAAAAAUUGAUGUAUGUGUUGAAGAUAAAACAAUCAAAUACUUGAACAGAAAAGACGUGCAGAAAGCUUUCCAUGCUGAGCUUGUUGGAGUAACAGAAUGGAGUGUUUGCAGCGAUGUUCUCAGGUAUGAUAUGAAAGACCUUGAGAUACCCACAAUUCAUGUACUUCGUUCCCUUGUCAAGUCUGGAAUUCAAGUGUUAGUUUACAGCGGAGAUCAAGAUUCAGUUCUUCCACUAACAGGAUCGAGAACUCUGGUAACUGGGCUAGCAAAGGAAUUGGGACUAAACACAACUGUGGCUUAUAGAGCCUGGUUUGAAACAAAUCAGGUGGCGGGGUGGACACAAGUGCAUGGUGAUAUUUUAUCUUAUGCCACCAUUAGAGGAGCAUCUCACGAAGCUCCAUUUUCUCAGCCAGAGAGAUCUCUAGUUCUCUUCAAUUCAUUUCUAGCCGGGAAACCACUGCCAGAUAAUUUUUAGUUUCACAAAAUAUUUCUAAAUUAUUCUUUUCUACUCUAAUAAUAUAAUUCUUCGCACAAUUGUAUUUCUUAUUGUUUACAGUAAACAUUAUAUCCUUACAAAAUAAAUAAAUAAAUAAAUAAUGCGAUUCUCACU